AUGUCUCUUCCGUUGUGUCAAUUCCCAUUGUUGAUACAUGUCGAAAUUUUCAAACAUCUCGAAUUGGAAUCAAUAUUUAUGUUGAGUUUGUGCUCCGAAAACACAAAAAAACUGGUUCAGAGAAUCAGACUGAAAGCAAAAAAGUUGAGAUACAGUAUUGACGACGAUCAGAUUUCGGUCCUUGGUGGAUUCACUGACGAUGAGCGUGACUUGGAAUUUAUAACAAAUAUGAAAUGUGUCACGUCUAUUUCUAGAAAAAAGACAAUUUCAGUAAAAUUAGGAGGAGAGCCAAUCAAGUGCAGAUUUGAAAGAAGCAGUCAUACUUUGAAAUAUCUCGAGCCGGAGAAUAAAAAUGUUCUAGAAUUGCUCAAGAACCAUGUUGAUUCCUUGUUCCACUCAAAGCCAAUUAUCCAAUUAAAACUUCAUUCUCCCGACUCUCUCUCCACUUCAAACAUCUUUGAUGAUAUCUCAGACACCAGUUUCAUGUUUGAAAAUCUCGAUGCAUCUGGAAUAGAAAAGCAUCUGACCAAUUAUCCCAAUCAUCACAGUCUUGAAUUUUUCUCGGAUCUUACUAAACGAGAUUUGAAGCAAUACUCAAAGAUUUGGGAGAUCGAGGGAUUAGCAUUGCGAGGUUCCCGUUUGAUCUCUUCUAGAGCUAUGAAAUAUUUCUCUGGUCGUUGUUUGAUUCUUCACAAUGCGGAAAUAAUGUACUCACCUCUGAUUAAAAUGAUUCGAAAAUGGCAGAAGAAAGAGGGACUCCACAACUUGCAUGCAGUGGUUAUACAUACAUUUGCUAGCGAUGAUUUUAUCGAUGAGUUGUUAGAUGAAUUGAAUGUAUUGGAUUGGGAUGGAAUCAGACGUCCAAAGAUGUUUAACUAUGACCCAAGAAUAAUCAACAACUCAAAGAGUAUGAUUGACUUCUCCGAUGCGUACGACAUCCAGCAGGAAGAUGGAGGGACGUGGGGAUCUAUCAUAGCAGCUAAGAAUCAAAUUGCUUUUGUGGUCUGGGAUUAA
Messenger RNA from Caenorhabditis remanei, 1014 nucleotides. RefSeq lists its product as uncharacterized. Gene Ontology annotation, biological process: embryo development. Lineage: Eukaryota; Metazoa; Nematoda; Chromadorea; Rhabditida; Rhabditidae. The transcript is spliced from 3 exons. Gene Ontology annotation, molecular function: protein binding. Bases 1 to 1014 code for a protein of 337 amino acids. The record is from RefSeq and is a predicted model, not a curated record.